UAUGGACAGUCCUCUGCGAGGAAAGCCGGUGUACUGCAGAGAGUGGGUUGUGCAGAAGCUUCUGUAUAUUGCAAGUUCGCGACAACAGCACAAUUGGUCAAAAAAGAAUGGCGUGAUUGUAUUGGGUAGCUCUGGAUGCGGAAAGACAGCCUUGCUCACGGAAUUGUCAUGGCCAACCAGCAAUCAUGCAAAGCAGCACUCAAUAUCUCGACGCGUUUUGGCUCGACAUUUUUGUCAUUCUCAUUUUUGGCAAUCCCUUAGUCUAGCUAGCUUUGUUUCCAACAUCUUGAAGCAGCUAAAAUGCAGUCCUUUCCUCCCAAAUUUCAAAGAUGUACUAAAAGAUUUUACCAAAGAUCGAUAUUCUUUUUCAUCGAUUUGUGCAAAUCCAGAUGAAGUUUUUAGAACAGUAGUUCUCGGUAGUUUAAGUGUCCUUAAUGCACAGGGUGUAGUGUAUUUCCUACUUGUUGACUCAAUAGACGAAGGUUAUGAAAUACAAAAUCUCGCUGGUGAUCGAACUGGUGGUCCUAGUAAAACCAUUUCGGAUCUUCUAUUGAAUAAUCUCGACUUCUUUCCACCUUGGCUUUGCUUACUUUGUUCUGCUCGGAAAAGCAAUGGACCGUUCAUCCAGAGGUUUCAGGGUUUCCGCAAGAUUAUUCUUGACGACCAGGAAAAAAGACGGCAGUAUGUGCAGAAGGAUGUGAGGGGGUACAUAUGUAAUCGCAUUGAGUGCGACAACAAGCUCAGAGUUCUUUUUUCGAAUCCUGAAACCCGGGAUCUAAAUUUGGAGCUGUUGGAAAACAAAAGUGACAGAUGCAUGCUAUAUCUGGAAUGGGUCCUGGAUGGCGUCGAAAAUGGUAUGAUUAAAUUUUCUGAGAUAAAAGAAAUACCAGGGACGUUAAGAGGGCUCUAUUUGUGGUACUGCCAGCAUUCAUUUGAGAAGAAAACCUUCUCGUUAGUUAGACCGAUCCUGAACGUGCUAUUAGCUUCCAGGAUUUCCAUUACUGAAACUGAUCUUGUGGACUAUUUGUGGUCCAGAAAUCUUCAAGUGCCACAGGACGAAUUGAUUUGCAGGCUGAAAUCGAUCGAGUGUUUUCUGAAACGCUUGCCAGAUAAGUCGUUCAGAAUAUUUCACAGUAGCUUCUCAGAGUGGCUGCUGGAUGUCAAGUACUGUACUCGGCAUUUUUUGUGCGACAUCAACCAAGGUCAUGCUACUUUGGCACUCAGUGCUACUUGUAAUUUGGAUAAUAGAUCUUUCGACGAAGAGUUCUCAAAAGAUUUUGCAUACGAUCUGGCAAAAUCAGCGCCAUGUCACAAACUCAGUAGCGAAUUAUGUGCUCUUUGGAUGGCAUGGAGUGGUGUUAAUGUCGAAGAAUCCAUUACUUCACCCACUCCUCCGAGGUCGAGUAGCAACUGCAGCGUUAAUUUAUACUCGGUUUUAUACGCUGGUGGAGCGUACCGAGACGUAAGCCAUGGAUCAGAUAAUAGCGAUCACCUGGCUUCCAACACCAGUGUAGAUUACUCCGACUCGAGGGAAACUGAGUCUGAACAUGCGGUCAGAGUAAUGCUCGAAGGUAACCCGGCAUCUAUUGCGGAACAUGAUUCAGAUGGACUGACUCCUUUAGCAAAGGCAGCUCAAAGAGGUUCGCUGAAGUGUGUGAAAGUGUUGGUCAACGCUGGUGCUGAUGUUAAUGCAGAGAAUGUCAAUCGACAGACGGCAUUGGGUCUAGCUACUACAGCCGGACACACUAACGUUGUGCAGUUUCUACUGGAGCAAGGUUCUAAUCCUAACCACGUUGACUCUGAGAACUGGUCGCCGCUCAGAUCAGCUGCCCAGAAUGGCCACACAAACAUCAUCAAACUACUGCUGGACCACGGUGCUGACGUGAACGAGCGUGACAGUAGCGGCAAGAGUGCCCUCAGACUGGCUGCGUUCUCUGGCUCCAAACAGGCUGUGGAAUUGUUGGUGGAGGGUGGUGCGAACGUGAACAGUGAAGACAACUUGGGGCGCACUGCUCUGAUAGCGUGUGCGUAUGCUGGCCACGUGGACAUAGUGUCUAUGCUGUUGAGCAGGGGUGCACUCAUAGACCACACCGACUCAGCCGGACACACUGCACUGGUGUUUGCAUUCCUCAACUCACAGCACGAGAGACACGCGGACACGGUAAAUGUGUUGCUGGAGGCGAAGGCCACAGUCGACUAUGUGAACAGUGAUGGCAUGUCUCCAUUGGGCAUAGCGGCCGCACAGGGACACAACAGGAUUGUAGAGUUGCUUCUGAGCAGAGGAAAAGCGAGUGCACAAUUCUCAGACUCACUAGGACGAACUGCUCUAUACCACGCAGUGCACGGUGGUCAGGCAGCUACAGUGAUAGCCUUGAUCAACUGGGGAGCACAGCAGGACGUAGUGGACAGUGAAGGCCGCUCUCUACUGUCACUAGCAGCACUCCAAGCACACGUGGAAGUGGCCAACAUCCUCAUAGAACACAAUUUGGACGAGAACCACAAGGACGACGUUGGCUGUACCCCACUGCAUCUGGCGGCGAGCGAGGGAACUGUGGAAAUGUGUCAUAUGCUUCUAGAAGCCGGAGCGAGGCUGGACGAGUUAGACAACGAUGGAAAGACACCUUUGAUUUACGCUGCCGAAAAUGGAAGCUUAUCUGCGCUCAAGUACCUCUUAAGAGAAGGCGCAGAUUACAAACAUACAGCUCAUAAUGGUCUGGACGCGUUCCGUUUUGCGGCGUUGGAAGAAAGGAUUCCUAUUGUGGACCACUUUCAAUCAAUCGGCUGUGAUCUGGAAAUAAGAGAUCCAGAAGGUCGCACAGUUUUGUACUUUCUAGCACAGGACAACAAAGUGACAAUGGUGAAGCACUUGAUUGACAAGGGGGCUAAUGUAAAUAGUGUGGACAAUAAUGGCAGGUCUGCAUUGAUUGUAGCUGCAUGGGUGGGGCAUGUAGAUAUGUGUCAACUUUUACUAGAAAACGGAGCUGAUUGUUAUCAAGCUGACAACGAAGGUCUCACUGGACUGCUAAUGGCUGCUUGGGAAAAUAGGAAAGAUGUGGUCGAACUUAUGCUGGCCUACGGAGCGGACAUCGAGCACUCGUGCAAACAAGGAGCAACAGCCUUAGUCAUAGCCGUGCAAGAAGGUCACUUGGAUACGGUCAAGUAUUUGUUGCAUCAUCAGGCUGAUCCGCAGCAUGAAGACGAGCAUGGAAGGAAUCCAAUGCGAAUUGCGGUCAAAAACGGCCAUAAAGAGAUCGUACAGUUAUUAGAAGCAUAUGGCAGUUUGCCGGAAAGUGCAAACCAGAACUUCUCACCCAACAAAAGAACGGAUAAUUAUUCGACCAGUGCUGCUAACGAUACUACUGCCCCUGCUUUGCCUAGUCGAGUUGCUUUAGAAGCGCAACAGAGAAACAGCCGAUUUCUAAACUCUCUUCAGUCGAACAAGAACACCAUGCGAAGUGAACAUCGUCAAAGUGCAGCUUUGUCCAUCUCCUCAGAUCACUUUUCUUGCCAGUCCUUAGGAGGAGCAACGAACGAUGUUGUUGCUUUUGGAAUCAAUCAAAGCGCUACGGAUCCCAACAUCAGCGUGUCUUCAUCGUCGGCAAACUCCAGUCUAGACAAGCGAGCAAUAACUAAGAGAAUUGAAAAUAACCAAGGAUCCCUAGAUUCGAGGAAAGGUGCCGUUGUUGAUAACGAAGAACAAAUAUAUAAUCACUAUGACGAACCAUGUGCUGCCGAACAUACGAAUACUAUAGGACAUAGUAUAAAGGCAAAUGAAAGACGAUCCUCAGGAGAAACUGCAGCAGCUAAGAUUUCUACCUCAUUUCAACAGCCGAACAUGUCAAUAAUGUCGCAAUUUUCCCCUCACAACCAAAACAAGGCAGUGAUUGGUUAUCAUAAUUUUGAUCACGCAGUUGCGUCCAGCCUUGGAGAGCAUUCAUCGGAGGAUCCAUCUUCGCAGAGCCACUCGUUCAACCAGAGCUACCUCAGUUAUUCCAUGCAGGACUCCACUUUUUGUGACCCAUCAGGAACUCAAGUUUUACCUCAAAAUCAGCAGCCGAUGUCAUCCCAUGAAACAGCCACUGAGUAUCUGCAAAUGUCCAUUUUACAGCAGGCGUGGAAGCAAGAACAAGAGUCGAGGGAAAAGCAGAUUCAAAAGAAGCAGCGGCGCCUGUCUGUUUUCGACAAAAUCUCAAAAGUAUUUCGACUCAAUGGUCCAUCUUCUCAUGGAAAAGACUCAAAAUUCAGCCACCCGUUGUUUAAUUGCGAAAUGCCUUCUUCAUUCAACAGUAGUACGUUAAACAUGCGCGAUGGCACUAUGAAGUAUUCGCAACAAAACUCGCCCAAUUUCCCCCAGUUGUCGCCGGGACCUGGAGGAGAAAUGUCGCAGGCCUUCUUCGGAUUCCAGCAGGGACAGCAGAUGAUGGGACACCACGUGCAGCAGUCCUCCAAUUACUCCUUAGGAAGUCAGCAAAGUGCGUUGACUGAGUCAGGCACACUUAUUCCAACUCAAGGUGCGUUCAUGGGGCAGCAGCAAGGUCAACCGGUGAACUUGACGCCUUCACGUGGUAACUUGUCAGACUACCAUCACUUUUCACCUUUGGGAUGCAGACAACCAGCGCCCUGUUCUCCACUGACGCGACAAACGGCGAACCAACCUCAGACCUCGUCAGCCAAUAGCGGAACGAAACAGUAUUUCUGUCCUCCAAAAACAUCGAAAGAUGAUGCAGUCAAGAAGUCGGACUACAUGCGUCUGGUAGACUUGACUCAUCUACAGUCAUACGAUCCUCAAACUCAGAUGUCGAACAGAAUUGUUAACUAUGAGCGGAAACCGCAAAGCCGGAAAGGAUCUCUCGAUAGCCAGACUUCAAAUCAGGAACCGUACAGGCCCAACCCGCACCUGGAUGCCUUCCCACCGGUAUCACCUCAUAUGAGGGCAAUGAACCCAACUCAUGAUGUAAAUAUGAACCCAAAUAAUCCUAAUUACUUGGCAAGAUCGAAUCCAGUGUACGUUACAACACCUUCAAUACCAAUGCCUCGUAGACCGCCCCCAUUACCCCCGAAAGAACCGACGUUAAUAUACCAAAAACGAGCCCCUCCCCCUCUCCCUAGAAAACCCAGAGAAUCUGCUAAUCUUUUUAUUCACACUGGAGGUCUCAGCAAAGCGGUUCCUGAGCCAGUAAUCAGUCCGUCGGCAAAGAGUCCAACAGAUCCUGCCAGCUCUGGUUCCGGAGGAUCCCAGUCAGGUUCGCAGCCGGCUGUCGGAAUGAAAAGCAAUUACAUCAACCACGGCGAGGCGGCUAGACGAGCAGCUCUGUGUCGCAAACCGAAACUUGAAACAAUUAUCGAACCUGAGAGUUCCACGGGCGAUUUUUCACGCCUAUCUAUCGCUUCGAAAAAUGCAUUGGCGUCACCCGCAACGUCCACAAGCAGACGGUCUAAAGUGGAGACAGUGAUCUGACUUAGCUUCAAUUCUACAAUCAGCAUGACGAUAGUUUUUCUGUAACUUGACUCUUGAAUUUGCUACAAACUUUAUCUAUCUGUAUUUUGCACAAAACGCCCAAUUUUGUGAUCUAUUUUUGUAAUGAGUUUCAGGGGCGGAGUAAAAUCACUGUUUGUAGAUGGUUAAUACAUCUUAAACUAAGAUAUUUUAUUUGGCUAUACGAUUGCAAAAAGGUGCGAUAUUAAUGCUCACUCUGUAAAAACACAAUCUAUUCAAGGCUUUCUUUCCAAAAAAUUUUCUAUUUCUUCUUCAAUUGUUGAUAAUUUUAGUGCAAUAAAAGAUAAAUUUUAUCUGAAUUUAGUUGCUAAGUGACUGCAAAACUGACCUCUGAAAUCAAUAAUUUUUAGUAUGAUUACACGUACUUGGUCGUCAUUUAAUAAUC
This is a messenger RNA of Symsagittifera roscoffensis, 5882 nucleotides long. Its product is annotated as ankyrin repeat domain-containing protein 50-like. Lineage: Eukaryota; Metazoa; Xenacoelomorpha; Acoela; Convolutidae. Gene Ontology annotation, molecular function: protein binding. The record is from RefSeq and is a predicted model, not a curated record. The transcript has 6 exons. Bases 2 to 5458 code for a protein of 1818 amino acids.